Messenger RNA from Penicillium cinerascens, 1224 nucleotides. Its product is annotated as SIP1 domain-containing protein. The record is from RefSeq and is a predicted model, not a curated record. NCBI's taxonomy places the organism in Eukaryota, Fungi, Ascomycota, Eurotiomycetes, Eurotiales, Aspergillaceae. The coding region runs from base 1 to 1224 and encodes 407 amino acids. Gene Ontology annotation, cellular component: nucleus; SMN complex. Gene Ontology annotation, biological process: spliceosomal snRNP assembly. The transcript is spliced from 2 exons.
AUGGCUGACAAGCGCAAAGCAUCCAUGGCCGCUCCCAAUCCCGAGCCUAAGCGACCACGCGUAUCCAAGGAUGAUGACAGCGACAGCGGUUCCGCCGUGACUCCCUCGGAGCGGCCGCGGAAUAACCCCAUCUACGGCCAGAAGAGCGCGUUUCCUGGCCUCGACGAUGGCGGCGACGAGCUGACCUAUGACGAGCCUGAUGGAGCCCUGGAAUACUUGCGCAUGGUCCGGUCCGAAGCCAGCUCGCUACCAACGCUCUUCAUCGCCGCAGCCUCGAAGAAAGAAGCGACAACCUCGAUAAAGAACACAGGGACGGGCUCUGUUCCUCCAGGGCCGCAGUCAUCUCUGCCAGCAAGGUUCUUCGACGACGAGGCCUACAUCGCCCCCGUGAAGGGCAACAAAAACAUGAUCGGUUCCUCCGAAGACGCAUUACCAGAAGCACAGACAAUAUUCUAUGACCUCCUCCGUCAUCGAUUCCGGCUGCUCCGAUCAACCCUACGAUGCACACCCCCAGCUACCGCCAUCGCCGCCCUUGACGACUCCCAUCCUAUCAGCCUUCCACGUCACCACGAAGCUGCGCGAAAAGAGUGGCGGCGCUUAAUACUUUCAGUGGAUCCACACAUGGCUCAACUAGCAUGCAUGGAUUCACAUAGUGUGCUCGGGGCUCUGGGGAUCGUGGCGCGAGAGUUGUCCGACGUCGUGCGAGGCGAGAACGCCGAAAGUAUUCGACGCAUGGGUGCUUGGACCUGGGGAAUAUUGGGCAAGUGCCGCGAAGUGGGAGAAUUGGCUACGGAGGACGUGGGAGCUAUUCGCGACCUCGGCAAACGCGCUGCGAAGAUUUGCGAAAAGAUCGGGGAGGCAAACAGCCAGUAUCCCGUUGACGGGGCCGAUUCAGAGGCCGGAGAGGAUAUCCAGACCGGAAAUAAAAACUCGCAAGGUGAUACUGGGCAACACGUGAUGCAGCAGGCGGAAGUCACGGGUACUGGCGACUCUGAUAUGGCUGAUGCUACGGACGAGUCGGAUGACUUGGAGGCCGCAAAGGCUCGUCUUCAGGCCCAACUGCAGGCGAACAUCUCCACCAACCCAACAGAUGAUACCAGUGAAGGAGACAAAGAAUAUGUGACGCAACAAACCCACGCCAUGCUUGACAUGAUCCUCACCGUUGUGGGCGAAUUCUUUGGACAGCGGGAUCUGCUGGAGGCACGGCAAUCUUGGGCCAUUUAG